AGCCCACGCAGUCUUUGGUCUCGCCUCGGUUCCUGAGUUGGGGAAUCUGCACCUCCAGUGGUCGUAGUAUCCACACAGACCUCGUUCCUGUCAAGGACAGAGAGGGGGAACUUGGACAGUUUCUGUGGCCCAGAUUUCUCAAGGGAGAGAUAGAAUGAGUAAGAGGAAGAAGCUUCGAACCGCAGGAAUCCAUCCCCCAAAACCUCCCAAGAACCCACAGCCUGGAGAUUCCAAUGGGGACUCCCAAAGCUCCAAGCUGGGUGGCUUGCCACCCACCAGUGAAUCAGAAGAUAGCCUGACAUCUGCUGCCCCUGCAGAGCCCAGCAGGCAGGAGCCAGGGCCGGCCAUCUCCAGCUUGCCUCAAGAGGAGACCAUAGCUACCUCUUUCCUGGGACAACCAGAAAAAGAAGCUGCCCCCCUCCCUGCUUCCCAGACCUCUCUCGGAAGAUUUGUCCCUCAGUUUGCAAAACCCAGGAAGACAGUGACAAGAAAAGCAGAGAUAAGAGAAGAGGAUCCAGAGAGGAGGGCUGUUAGCCUGGAAACCCUGCCCAGCCCCAGUGCCCCAUGGCUGCUGGAGGGAUUCCUGGGGCCAGGAGAGCUGAUGGCCAAAGGCAGCCCCCACCCUGAGCAGAGUGGCCAGAAGCCCGGGUCACCUGUGCCUGGAGAAGGGACAGGAUCCUCUAACUCGGAGACAGCUGGCCAGGACCCAGUGUCGGAGGAAAGGACCAGCACAGUGGACGAUGGGAAUGACGUGGGCAGCAGUGGGCCUGAGGAGGCACAGGGCUCAGGCAGCCUGGAAGGACAGCUGCCCUGCAGUGGUGCUGAAGGAACACAGCCAGACCAGGGAGCCCCCCAGGAGAAUGGCACUCAGCACAGGACCCCAGAAGGAGGAGGCAGUAUCACUAGUGCCCCUGUGCGCACUCCCACCUUGGCCACACUGUGUGUGAAGACCUGGGCGUCAGUCCAGGACCACCCAGGCCCCAGGCAGAUACCCAGAGGGACAGGUGGGCAAGCAGAGUGCAAAUGGGAUGGCCCAGCAUAUGCCCCCCUGGGGACCACUAUCAUAGAAAACAUGAGCACAGAUGCCCCAGAGACAAAGCAGGGGAUCCUGGGGGUGGCCAGGCCAGGUGUGCAGGCCGAUACCACACCUUCUGCCUCUCCCAUGGAGCAGACCCCACAGGGUUGUGUGUCUCUGUCUGAGAACACUGCAGGGGGCAGGGGAGAGAUAGGGCCAGAAGACAAGCCCUCCAGUGACAUGCCAGGGAGCCCUGCGGCCUUUCCAGCUGUGAUUCUGGGGAACCAAGAGCCCGCUCUGGGUACUCAAGACCCUGGCCACCCAGAACUGGACAUGGGUCCAGGCGUUGAUGAAACCCAGGCACCUGUUGUGGAGUGGCCAGAAAGGGCUCAGCUUGGGGAUAUAUGGGCAGUGGAGUCAGGCAGCCAGCACCUGGAAGGAGGCUGUGUGGGGCUCAGUCCUGUCCUCCCUGCCUUGAGUCCUCUGGAACACAGGGCUGCUGCCAGUGGCCAUAUCUUGGAGGCCAAGGCCCACCCAGGAAGCCUAGAAACCCCCACACCCCCACCAGACCCGCUCCAGCACCCCCUAGACUCUGCAGGCCAGGCUGAGUGGGCAGAGUCCUCAGCCAUGGAGCUUGACUUCCUGCCCGACAGUCAGCUGCAGGAUGCCCUGGAUGCCCCCAACUUGGAAGUCCUACCUGAGCAGGAUGGUCCUACAGGGAAUGAGUCAGGCCUCUGCAGGCCUGGCCCCAAGCCUGGUGCCAGCUGGGGAGACCGAGUCCUGGUGGCAGAGGACCAGCCAAGGAUGGAGGAUGCCUCCAGCACAGUUUGCGGCCUCAUCGUGGAGCUUUCUAACCUCAACCGGCUGAUCAUGAGUGCUCAUCGUGAUUUAGAAGCCUUCAAGCGCCUUGGCUCCAGGAAGGCCCGGCCUUCACCCUGCAUGGCAAAGGGGGCUGGGGCCAAGUCCUGGGGCGAACAUCCCCGGAGGGAUCUGUAGGCUUCUCUGCCACCCUUUUCCUUCAGCUCCCACCUGGUGUUUCGUUUCCAAGAUGCUCCAGGAGUUCCUAGAAAUGCCCCCUACCAGCUGGAAGCCAGCCUCCCAAAGACAGGGGAACCCCAGGUAGGGUGGGGCCUCCUGUGGGGGCCAAGCAUAGGUAAUGCUGUGAAGCCCAGAGGCAGCUGCUGGCACUCCAGGAAGUCGGUUGAAUCCUGUGUCUGAGGCUUGUCUGAUUUGUAAAAGGUUAGAUUUGCAGUUUCUCUCCUAGAGGAACACAGGGCCCCCUUUGUUGGUUUUAUCCCCCCCCCCUUUCCAUUUUAUUUCUUCCGGGAAGACCAGU
Octodon degus (degu) is the source of this 2351-nucleotide messenger RNA. It is a transcript of the gene Brme1, whose product is annotated as chromosome unknown C19orf57 homolog. Bases 155 to 2011 code for a protein of 618 amino acids. Lineage: Eukaryota; Metazoa; Chordata; Mammalia; Rodentia; Octodontidae. The transcript has 10 exons. The record is from RefSeq and is a predicted model, not a curated record. Gene Ontology annotation, biological process: double-strand break repair involved in meiotic recombination.